AGUAAAGGAACACAUGGAGUUCUACAGCUCGAUGAAAGGAAGCUCAUUACAUGGCUUAUCAGCAAAGGACGAGAUACGACAAUUGCUUAAAGAUGUUGAUUUAUACUAUUGUCGAAAUAUGUUGGUGAAGAAUCUGUCCGGUGGAAUGCAGAGACGUCUUUGUGUAGCUCUAGCUUUUGUUGGCGGCUCAAAGGCAGUUAUUCUUGAUGAACCAACAAGUGGCGUGGAUCCAAGUGGUCGUCGGGCUGUCUGGAAUCUAAUAAUUAGACGAAAAUCAGACAAAACAAAUGGAGGUAGUUAACUGUUAGACACUUUUAUACCUAGAUACUUUACUGUAGAACUGUUUGUAAACUCAGGAUUUAGUACUUGUUCUAUUUGUCUGUUUCUCUAAAAUGUUCAGUAAAGUAUGGUGGCUUAUUUGUGCCAUUCUUGUUUUCACCCCGAGACAAGGGAAAAGUCAAGAAUCAACAAGUUAAAAUGGCGGGGGCACGGAGCGAAAACACAAAUGGCACAAAAAAGCCUCCAUAGUAAAGGAUAUUUCUGACAAAAAAUUACUUAUAAUCACAAUUUUAAUAUAACAGAAACAAUAUUUUCUUUUUUUCAAAAACUAAUGAUUUUCUUGUGUUAAAUUUUUAUUACUAACCUAUUUAUUUAAAGUGUAACAUCAAAUUUUGGUCAAAAUAAGAAAAGUAAGCAAUAUUUUUUACAAACAGUUCUGAAUGCAUGCUUUGUCUGUUCCAGAGUUAUUGCUCAAAUAAUUUGUAUUUUUGUAUUUUGAUCAUCCAUUUUCAGUUUAUUUCAUUUAAAUAUCAUUUUAUAGGUUCAUUUUACAAUUACUUAUAUCUCUAAUAUAGAUAUAUCUUUCAUCUUAUCUUAAUGGUGCCAGUCAACUUGUUCUCCUACAAUAUUUCUGGAGUUAAGUCCAUUUUGUCUAAAUUGAUAUCAAAAUCCUACGUCUAUGAAAUAAAGUGCGAGGAGGAGUGAGAUAACUGUUUUAACUCUUACCCUGCUAAAUAUUUUAAAUGGAGUUGUCCAUCUUUCAAUCUUUACAUAACCAUUCCUUAUAGUUUAGGAAAAUUACAAAAUAAGUACAUUGUACAUGUUAGCAAACAGUAAUGAUUAAUAUUUCGUAUGAGAUUAGGAAACCCUUGUUAGCUUUAGUAUUUAGGCAGAUGUUAUAAUUAUGAAUGUACAUGUACUAGAAUAAUAGUCCUUAGCCAUAAAUGUUAAAUAUUAUUAAAAGUAAAUAGAGAUUUAUCAAAUUAAAAAGCCCAUCCCAACCCAACCCAAUUCCCAUUCACCCACCUCCUACAUUAUCCAUGGCCUUGUCAUUUUUCACUGUGAUCUUCUAUCU
Messenger RNA from Ruditapes philippinarum (Manila clam), 1354 nucleotides. RefSeq lists its product as uncharacterized. The transcript has 3 exons. Lineage: Eukaryota; Metazoa; Mollusca; Bivalvia; Venerida; Veneridae. Gene Ontology annotation, cellular component: membrane; intracellular membrane-bounded organelle. The record is from RefSeq and is a predicted model, not a curated record. The coding region runs from base 14 to 301 and encodes 95 amino acids. Gene Ontology annotation, biological process: transmembrane transport; lipid transport. Gene Ontology annotation, molecular function: lipid carrier activity; ATP binding; ABC-type transporter activity.